Molecule: messenger RNA, 651 nt
Organism: Saccostrea cuccullata (small rock oyster)
Lineage: Eukaryota; Metazoa; Mollusca; Bivalvia; Ostreida; Ostreidae
Exons: 4
Source: RefSeq, a predicted model, not a curated record
AAUGACAUGUAUGUCCCCUAUGAAUGUUCUUCAGAAACAUGCAUAGUAAGGGAAGAUCAUAAGGAAUGUCCAACCAUCUACACCAAAAUCCUUGCUGUGAUAAGCCUAUCAGGACAUCAGCAAAAGAUAAAUAUGCAAUUUUGCAAGUGUGAGACGGAGUCUGUCACUUUGGUCAGGUACAGACUUUGGCCAUCUUCUCCUGAAACUCCCCGUGUUGCAUUUGAUUUUAAAUUAAUGGAAUUGGCUGUGGUUCUUCAGCUUGAGGGGUGCUUAUCUUUAAAAGCCUUCUGUGAUGCCAUCAUUCAAUCUCAAAAUGGAUUUCCUGUCAUGGUGCGACCUGAUGAGGUGAAAGAUAUAUACAGAAGUCUUGUUGGGGAUUCUUUCAAUGAAUAUCGUUUCCAUAGAUCACAGUUUAACAACAGAGAAAUGUAUGAUGAAAACCAUAUUGAAAAUGCCAAUGAAUGUCCUAUCUGUUGUGAGAGUGAAGUAACUAAAAUCCUUUCCUUGGAUGGUAACUUUGGUCUUGUACAUAAGAAAUCAUCAGGAGAGGGAAGUGGCAUACCCAGAAGAAAAGAAAGAUUUUUCAUGGACCAAGACAAAGUUGAUGCAUUUGUGUUAGCUUAUGGUCUAGAUACCAAAAAGCAAAGCAUU